Molecule: messenger RNA, 3170 nt
Organism: Papilio polytes (common Mormon)
Lineage: Eukaryota; Metazoa; Arthropoda; Insecta; Lepidoptera; Papilionidae
Product: venom dipeptidyl peptidase 4-like
Exons: 18
Coding region: 321-2942 (873 amino acids)
Biological process (GO): proteolysis
Molecular function (GO): dipeptidyl-peptidase activity; serine-type peptidase activity
Source: RefSeq, a predicted model, not a curated record
GAACUGACAGCCGCAGACUACGGAUCAGUUAGGUCAUUAGGGCUGUGCAUGAUAGUAAUGCGCGCGAAAAAAAGUUUUGUUUGCAAACGAAAUUUUUAAACGAAGUAAUGUGUCAGAUGUCAAUUUUGGCGGGAAUUACCGUUUUAAAUGAUUAUUUAUAAGAUUUUUUGUGUGAUACGAAGUGAAAUUUUUAUUUUGUAAAUAAAAUAUGUGUUUGGUUAGUUUAGUUUAUUUGCAGUAAGAAAUAUAUGCGUGAUAAAGUCUAUUUACUAAGCGAUAACGUGUUUUAAUUAAGUGUUUCGGUACGAUAAGUAGGAAUAAUGGCACAAGAAAACAGUAACUCCACGUUGGAGAUGGGGACCAGUGACCAGGUACUGGUUGCAACGAAGAAAAAGAAAACAUUAACAUAUAUAAUCGGCUUCAUCGCGAUGGUGGCUGUGAUAGCGGUUGUGAUAACACUAGUUGUUGUCCUCUCCGGCAAUGAGGCAGGUCCAUCUGAACCCAUUGUAUCUACAACAGAAGGUCCAACAUCGCCGUUAGAUCCAUCCACAACAACGACUACGACGACAACAACAACAUUCGCACCCCCAGUAGAUCCAACAACAACAUUAGAUCCAACAACAACAACAUUAGAUCCAGCAACAACAACAACAUUAGAUCCAGCAACAACGACAACAACAACAUUAGAUCCAGCAACAACGACAACAACAACAACGACGACGACGACUACAACUACAACAACAACCGAAGCACCUAUAACUGCACCACCAGAUACGUUGCCGAUAGAACUAGAAGAUAUAAUCAAUGGAGUAUUUGCAGCACCCUCAUUCAACGGUACUUGGACAUCAGCUAACGAAGUGCUCUUCAGAAACCUAAAUGGUGACCUGGUGUUGUACCAAGUGGAUACAGACAGUACAACCGUUCUCAUUUCUAAUUCUUCACAGAUUCUUCAGCAAUCAUCAAGAGUAACCGCGUUGUCGCCUGAUGGCUUGCACGUGGUGCUGUCUUACAAUGUUGUUCCUGUGUACAGAUAUAGUUUCCUGGGGCGCUAUGCCGCUAUAAACAUCACCUCUGGCCAGGCGAUAGACAUAGUUCCACCUGGCGUUCGCCCUGAAGAUGCGUUGCUACAGAACUUCGUAUGGGGCCCGUCGGGAACAUCUUUAGUGUUCGUUUACCGCAACAACAUCUACUACCAAGCUUCGUUAGACAGUCAACCGCAACAGGUGACAAGCAAUGGCGAAGUCAGUGUCAUUUACAAUGGCAUACCGGAUUGGGUUUACGAAGAGGAAGUGUUCGUAUCGAACAACGCGCUCUGGUUCUCUCGGGACGGCAGCAAGCUGGCGUACGCGACAUUUGACGACACUAAUGUGCGCAUCAUGAAAGUACCGCACUUCGGCGUGCCCGGCUCCGUCGACUACCAGUACACGCAGCACCACGAGAUCAGAUAUCCCAAGCCGGGCACCACCAACCCAACGGUGCGAGUGACGCUGCGUGACAUUGCAUCAGGCGCGGAGACAGUAUAUAAUGCGCCUACUGACUUGAACGAGCCUAUUUUGAAGACUGUUAACUUCGUCGAUAACACCACGAUUGCUCUAAUGUGGACAAACCGCGCGCAAACCUCGCUGCAAGUCGAACUUUGCACGCAAAACGAGACCUCUUGCUCUCGCAUCUACCAAUAUACAGAACCUAAUGGCUGGAUUGAUAAUAUCCCCAUCUUCUUUAAUGAAGCUGGCAACUCCUUUAUAACCAUUCUUCCUCAGUCUGUAAAUGGUACUCUAUACAAGCAAAUUGUACAAGUAUCAGACGUGAACGCCAACCUCUGGACUGCGGCUGGUCGCACCAACACACCGCAUACCGUUCUCGAGAUUCUGUUAUGGACCGAUGAUGACGUCGUUUGGUACAAAGCUACCCACGUGGAGGACUCUGCGGAGCAGCACGUGUACACGGCGAGCGCGGCGCGCGAGGUGGCGUGCUUCUCGUGCGGCAUCGCGCGCGCCCGCGGACAGUGCCUCUACAACGACGCCCUCCUCAGCGCAGACACCUCCCGCCUCGCCAUCAACUGCGCCGGCCCCGGCCUGCCGCAGAUAUUUAUUUAUGACGUGAAUGGUACUUUACUGAAAACGUGGGACGACAACGCGGAGACAUCUUUGCUGCUAGCAGACCGCCAGUUGCCGGUGACGCUGCGUCUGAGCGUGCCGGUCGCAGCCGGCUUCCCCGAAGCGGACGUUCACAUACAGGCUCCGCCCGACUACCUCUCUCGUACCAAUGUACCUUUAUUAGUUUACGUUUAUGGUGGUCCGGACACUGCGUUAGUAACAAAGCAGUGGACGCUGGACUGGGGCACGUCGCUCGUGAACCGCUGGGGCAUCGCGGUGGCGCACAUCGACGGCCGCGGCUCGGGGCUGCGCGGCGUCGCCAACAUCUUUGCUAUCAACCGCAGACUCGGCACCGACGAGAUCGAUGAUCAAGUUACCGUCACAAGGACACUCCAGCAGCAGCUGCCGUGGCUGGACGGCAACCGCACCUGUAUCUGGGGCUGGUCGUACGGCGGCUACGCGGCCUCGCUGGCGCUGGCUCGCGGCGCUGAUGUCUUCCGCUGCGCUGCGGCAGUCGCCCCCGUCGUCGACUGGAGAUUCUAUGAUACAAUUUACACGGAAAGAUACAUGGACACGCCGCAGAACAAUCCGCAAGCAUACUUUAAUUCUUCGCUUCUUACACCAGAAGUGGUGUCGGCGUACCGCAACAAGCGCUACUUCCUGAUCCACGGCACCGCCGACGACAACGUGCACUACCAGCACGCCAUGCUCAUCUCCCGCCUGCUGCAGCGCGAGGAUGUCUACUUCACGCAGAUGAGCUAUACCGACGAAGAUCACGGAUUGGUCGGCGUCAGACCUCAUCUCUACCACGCUUUAGAGAAGUUCUUACAAGAAAAUAUGCUGUAGAUAGAAGCCGCAGAAGUAAGAUCAAAUCAGUGCUAAUAUCAAAUUACACACUUAUUUUAAAUCAAUACGUAAUUAAAAUAAUUGACAAUAUUCGUAGUUCCCUUGAUGGAGUCAUUUUAAUUUAGAUAAUGUGUUGUGGUACAAAUUACUUAUUGACAUUUUAUAGUAUAAGAGACUAUGUUACCUGUGAAAAUACAUAUUUUAUCUUCUAAGAGUGUGCGCAUCUUU